AUGGAGGACGUACCAAAUAUUGACCAUAUUGAUGGUAAAUCAUUCAUUGAUUCGAUUAAAAACAAAUUUAAAAAGCUAGUGAAGAAUGAAAAAGUUUAUUCAAACAUUGAUAAGUUGAAAGAAGAUAUGGAAAUAUUAGCUGACAAAUCAGAAUUUGAUGAACUGUUAACUACAGAAAAAGCAUAUUUUGAAAAUGAAGAAUCUUUUAAUUCAAACCGCCGUAACGGACACGUCAUGUUGACUGGUUUCAAUACGAUGUAUUCAAGGAGUUAUAUGGCAACUGUGAAAUCGAUCCACGGCAUAAACAAUGAUGAUAACGUUUAUCAAUACGAAGUACAACUUAAUUCUAAUGGGCCGAUGCGUAUUGGAAUAUUGCAGUUGUCAUUUAUAUAUUUUUUUAGUAAUGGUCAAUCACUUGGUGUAAUAUCUGACGAGUUAUUAAAUGAAGGUAACUUGACGUAUUUUCCUACAUUAACUCUUUAUGAAGAAGAAAAUGUGGUUGUUAAUUUGGGUGGAAGACCAUUUAAAUUUCCAGUGUUAAAAUCCAAACCUAUAAUUGAUAGUCCAACAGCACUAAUUAACUAUUUCAGACGACUUGAGAAAAUUAUGAACUCCUUAAUCGAAAGCCAAAUCAGUCUAAAUAAAACUAAUGUGAGUUCUAUACUUUUAUAUUGGAAAUUGUUUUUAAAACGCUAGUGACUAAAUAUUUUCAGACGAAGAAUAGUUUGAAACACUACGAUAAAAUAAAAAUUAAUAAUGUCAUAAAAAAUAUAUUGUUUCGUCAAUUUGAACAUUUAUUGAAGAAUCAAUUUAUUAUAGAUAGCUGUUUUAUAUUAUUCUUAAGUAAUUUGAACAAGAAAAGUCCUCAAAAGCUAAUCAUUUUUUUUGAAU
Myzus persicae (green peach aphid) is the source of this 891-nucleotide messenger RNA. RefSeq lists its product as uncharacterized. Bases 1 to 696 code for a protein of 231 amino acids. NCBI's taxonomy places the organism in Eukaryota, Metazoa, Arthropoda, Insecta, Hemiptera, Aphididae. The transcript has 4 exons. The record is from RefSeq and is a predicted model, not a curated record.